GGUCUGUUGGCGAAUCUACGGCAGAUGCGCUCGUAUAUGGCGCGUCUGAUCUCAGGCACCUAUUCGGCCUCGCUGAAAAGCAACACCGCUACCCCGCCGCAGCCCCUCCUCCCCCUUACCAUACCCAAACAGCGAAUUCGCGACAAUCAUGGUGGAAGGUUUACUGGUGCCGGCACUGGUCUCCUGGUUAUUGCCCUCAUGAUCCUCGCCUCCUCAACUCUUCUCCCUCUGCCUGAUGUGGAUGGAUCUUCUUCAGACAAGGACGCAUCUCGCGUCACUCAAAGUGUUCUCUCAGGUCGGUCGCGGCUGUUGCUAAACAGCAAGACAGAAGGUGAUGUCGUUGUCGACAGCAAAGACGACAACCAGCAGCUCACUCUCUCUGCCGCCAAUGGCGUAGAUGGUUCCGAUGACGACAUUCCCGUCAUCACGUCAAAAGUUCGGAUUCUGAAUAAGGGUCCCGAACAAAAAAUAAUUCAGUCGCUUGAGCUGGAUGAUCAACUGGACCCGUUUCUUGCACCGCCGAAUAUUGGCGUGGGUCGAGAGAGGAAGGACGAACGACACGUUCCCUACUCCACUGAAGACCUUUAG
This is a messenger RNA of Mesocestoides corti, 588 nucleotides long. The record is from the annotation of a GenBank genome assembly. Lineage: Eukaryota; Metazoa; Platyhelminthes; Cestoda; Cyclophyllidea; Mesocestoididae.